This is a messenger RNA of Dioscorea cayenensis subsp. rotundata (Guinea yam), 816 nucleotides long. RefSeq lists its product as uncharacterized. The record is from RefSeq and is a predicted model, not a curated record. The transcript has 3 exons. The coding region runs from base 1 to 816 and encodes 271 amino acids. Lineage: Eukaryota; Viridiplantae; Streptophyta; Magnoliopsida; Dioscoreales; Dioscoreaceae.
AUGGAGGAAGAUGAAAUGAUAUCCAAAUUCACCGCCGAAUUAAUGGAUAUAGCAAAUCAAGCUGCUCAAUUGGGCAAAAGGUACUCAAAUGGAAAAUUGGUGCGAAAGAUUCUUAGAUCCUUACCUAAGAGAUUUGAAGCAAAAGUGGCAGUUAUUGAAGAAGCUCAUGAUAUCUCAACAACAAGAUUGGUUGAACUGAUGGGAUCUCUUCAAGCAUUCGAAAUGAACAUGAAAUCAGAAAGGAAGAAUAAUGAAGAUCUAAAGGAUAAAGCAACUGUCAAUCAUGUUGUCUUCAAAACAAAUGCAGAGAAGGAGCUUUGUCAAUGUCCUACAAGAAACUCUCAGAAGGAAAAAGGAAUCAGGAAAGUUAGGGUUAAGAAAAUGAAUUCAAUGUGUGGAGUGGCAUACACUUCUGCAAAGACACCGUUGAAUGAAGAUUGGUAUUUUGACAAUGGCUGUUCUAGACACAUGAUUCGUAAUAAAAGUUUGCUUAAGAACUACAAAAACUUCUUAGUUGGGGAAGUUACAUUUGGAGAUGGGCAAAAAAGUGAAGUAGUUGGUAAAGGGACAUUAAUGUUACCAAGUUUACCAGACCUGAAAGAUGUUCUGCAUGUAGAUGGUUUAAAAGUGAAUCCAAUGAGUAUUAGCCAACUAUGUGAUCAGAAUAUGAUAGUAAAGUUUACUAAAGAUAGUUGUAUGGUCUAUGAUAAGAUAGCCAAAUGUGUCUUAACUAGUGCAAGGUCUUCAGACAACUGCUAUUUACUUCAAAAACUGCAACGGUGUUACAACACCUCCUGCAACAUGACACAAACUUAG